Messenger RNA from Stegodyphus dumicola, 2242 nucleotides. RefSeq lists its product as uncharacterized. Lineage: Eukaryota; Metazoa; Arthropoda; Arachnida; Araneae; Eresidae. The record is from RefSeq and is a predicted model, not a curated record.
GAAAUAAUUGAAUUAAUGAGAGAAGGAAUAAAAAGGAAUUAUACACUCCAUGAAAAGUCAGUAUUUUCUGAUGAUUCAAAAUGGAAACUACGUUCUGAAGAUUUCUUUUACAAACCUUUUACUGAUAUCUCCGAUAUCGUUCUUGAAGAUGAAAUAGAGGAAAUCCAAGAAGAUGCAAGAAAUGCCAUCAGUUACUACCUAGUUCCCUCAUUUCAGAAGCUGGCAGAUUUCAUGAAAAAUGAAUAUCGCCCACAUCUUCGCCCUAAAAUAGGUGUACGUAGCCUGCCCAACGGCGAAGAUUUCUAUAAACGUCAGCUCGCUUUUCACCUCACGGAUACUUCUGUCUGUCCUGAGGAAAUCCAUCAGAUGGGGCUGUCAGAAGUAGAAAGAAUAACUAAUGAGAUGGAAGAAGUGAUACAAAGUCUAGGAUUGGAUCUCACUCCGCAAGAAUUUAGUGAUCAUGUUCGAAAUGACCCUUCACUUUUCUUCUCUUCAGAAGACGAAGCAUUGAGCGCUUACCGCGAAGCUAUGUUUAAUGUACUUAUGCCAAAAAUGCCUGUGCUCUUCGAUUAUAUACCUCAAAAGAAACUGAAAGUGGAAAAAGUUCCUAAAGAAGUGGCAUCGGGCCCGAGAGCUUAUUACAUGAGACCAUCACCUGACAACUCAACGCCCGGUAUCUUUUACCUGGACACUUCAUCGUUAGAAGACAUACCCAAAUAUGAAGUGAUGACUCUGUCAAUGCAUGAGGGAGUUCCCGGUCAUCAUUUUCAGAUUUCUUAUGCUAUGGAACAAACUCACUUCCCCAAUUUUCGGAAAUACGAUGUACAUAGCAGCGCAUUUGUAGAAGGAUGGGGUCUGUAUGCUGAAUAUCUUGGCUAUGAACUAGAUGUCUAUGACGAUCCCUAUAUGAGGUACGGACAUCUUUCUCAAGAAAUUUUCAGAGCGUGCAGAAUGGUUGUGGACACAGGAAUGCAUUAUUUAGGGUGGAGUCGGAAGAAAGCAAUUAAUUAUAUGAUGAAGAACACUGCCUAUACUUUAAGUAACAUAGAAAGAGAAAUCGACAGGUACAUAACAUGGCCGGGACAAGCAUGUGCGUAUAAAUAUGGCCAAAUAAAAAUCAAAGAUCUCAGAAAAAACGCUCAUCUAGCAUUGGGAAAAGCUUUUGAUUUAAAAAAAUUCCACGAUGUUAUACUGUACAAUAAUGGACCGAUGGAGUUCGUCGAAAAGCAAAUAGACCGUUAUACAAAUGUCGUCUGGCUGAGAAGUGAUAAAUAGAAUCCAUAGUGAAUGUCUGCACAGAUAACUAUACUAUUAUUAAAAUCAACAAAAGGUACAUAAUCAACCUACAGAAGAAGAAAUGCAAGAAAAGAAAUUAGUCAUUGUUGUGAAAAUGGUUUAUUAAAAAAUGUCUGAUAUCACCCUGGUUAAAAAUGUUGAAAAGAAAAUUUUUGCAAUAUCAUAUUUUCCUAUGGCUGAUGCAUAUUUUGAGAGAAUAAAUUACAGAAAAUUAGUUGUAUCAACUUUUUGACCUAAACUCUGCUUUUGAAAUUUUAUAUCGCUAAUAUACUGUUAAUCAUAUCUGAUAACAUCCUUGAAAAUCAAAAUCAGUAGAUUUUCAAAGAAACUUCCUUUUUCUUCUUCAGCAAACUCCAAAUACUUAAAUUUUGUCCUUAUAAAACUCAUCAACAUUUUGCCUAGUUAUAUGAAAACAUAUGUUAAUUUGAUUCUGCAUGUGUUUUCAGAAUUUUUUAAACUGAAAAAUAAGACAACAUAUACACAGAAACAAUAUUUUAAUUACAUCAAACAAUUUAUAAUACAUUCCACUUCACAUUUCUGCAAGUAAAAAGAACAGAUAUAUGAAACAUACCAUUGCUGCAUUGAACAUAUAGUUAACAUUUUUAACAGCAGUUUUGUGUAACAUUAAAAAUACUUCAAUGUUAUGAAAAUGAGUCUUUUUUUAUAUAAAUGGAUAUGAUAUCACUGUAACAGUAGCAUGCACCAUGAUAAUAUGUAACUAUAAAAAAACACAGUUUUCUAAUAAAUUUUAAAAUUUCCUUUCUACAAGCAUAAAUAUAAUUCACUGGACAGUUGGUUUUAAAAAAAAGUAGAAAUCCAUCGAAUAAUUUUCAACAUUUAUUAAAUGUAUACAAUUAUAAUAGAUGAACAUGCUAGUUUCAAAAUAAAUGCAUUUUUAUGCAGAGAGAGAUAUAUUAGGAUGUAAAGGACAAUACAGGGUUCUGCA